AUGGACGAUAGCUUGACCGCAGUACACCAACAAAAUAGCCAGGUUUCCGCCACACAUUCGUUUUCCUCCAGCAAACUCCAAACACAGCAAACUAAGACUUUUAUGGCCACUGUGGACCCCCAACAAAGUAACGAUGAUGCUUCAUCACCAUUAUCAGAGCCCUAUGAGAAUGGUAGCUCCAACCUCGGCAGCAACCCAACGGUAACAAACCUCACAACCACCGGAACGUCGAGCGCUAAAACGACGGCCGUGCCUACAUCAGAGGCAGUACCUAUUAUAAGCCUAUCGAGUACCAGCGCACCGGAACUGUCAACUUCGCAAACUCCCUCAACCUUGCAGUACACAUCAAGUUCUCAAGCUCCAAUUUCCAGCAGUAUAGCAAUAUCGAGCCUGUCGAGUAUCCUGUCCAGCUCCGACAGUGUGGGGUCGAGCCCACACAUGUACUCGUCCACGAUGCUGCCUUCAUCCUAUUCUUCCCCAAUUUCAAAGUCCUCUGCUAUAUCUAGCACUGCAUCUUCUUCGUUUUCGUCUUCCAGAAUAACAAGCUCAUCUGCAGUUCCGAGCUCCUCUUCAAUACUUAAGUCCUCGACCCAAAUACCGUCCUCAAGUGCGUUGCCCAGUAGCUCAGCUAUCUCAAGCAGAACGACCUCAACCUCAACCUCAACCACACGGCACACAACUAGCUCACAGCCAGAUACUACCUCUUGGUCACGAUUGACAUCCCAACAGGUUACCGAACAAAAUGGCUCGACGGUAACUCUCCAAAUAACUUCAUCGGUUGUAGUUGGGGUCGAGGCUACCUCAACUUCUUCAUCAGCUUCUGUUUUACAAACAAGCUCUGCUCCCCGUGUUGAUGAAUCUCACCAUGGUGGAACAAACACCACAGCCAUUGCAGUCGGAGUAGCUGUUCCUGUCGGUGCGGUAGCUGUUGCAGGUGUUGGCAUUUUUUCGUAUUUCAUGAGAAGACGCAAGAAAUUCGCUAAGGAUGCUUCGUCUAUUGAUACAGUAGACGCAGAAGAGGACGAAGAAAGCGACGUUUCUCGGAAGAGUUCUCGAGGACAUAUGCGUCAUAACUCUCUUACCGCUCACCACAUGUUUUGA
Messenger RNA from Wickerhamiella sorbophila, 1101 nucleotides. RefSeq lists its product as hypothetical. The transcript has a single exon. Bases 1 to 1101 code for a protein of 366 amino acids. Lineage: Eukaryota; Fungi; Ascomycota; Dipodascomycetes; Dipodascales; Trichomonascaceae. The record is from RefSeq and is a predicted model, not a curated record.